Messenger RNA from Darwinula stevensoni, 4710 nucleotides. The record is from the annotation of a GenBank genome assembly. Lineage: Eukaryota; Metazoa; Arthropoda; Ostracoda; Podocopida; Darwinulidae.
AUGGUUCCAUUCCGAUUCUACAGGAUGGAGAGGAAACGGGGAAAAAGACAAGAUGAACCAGUCCAGGAUGCAGAGCGGCAAAAGGUGCACAAUUGCGAGGAUAUGGAGAAGCUGGCCAAGCUGAAACCAUUGAAGAAGCUGGAAGGGGAAGACCCAAGAAAGAAAAUGAGGGUUCGCCUUGCUGGAUGCGAGAAACUAUCUUUCUGUGAAGCUGCGAAGAGGUAUCAAAUCCAAUAUUAUCCGGAAGCAGAGGGACGGGCUCACUCGUACCCCAUUGAAUACGCCCUCAAAGGCAAAAUUCAGGAGCGACUCUUAAAAGAAGAGAAGGGAAAUGCAUUCGAGGAAGGCAGUGUCUGUGCAAAUGCUCCCAUCGUGGCAAAAGCAGAAUCUGGCAAACGAGGGCGUGAACAUUCAAUUAAAAACUUAGAGGAAGCGAGACCCUCCAUGAGAAAAGGCGAAAGUAAAGGGAUUCCUCCAUGUUACACGGCUGUGGCCACGAUUUUUCGCUUCUUGAAAGAAGAAUUGGCCGAUACUCCUAGUUUCAUCACCUAUGACUAUGAUUUCAACACCACGUUCUACAGAGCAAUGGGGAUCGCUGGAAAAUAUACGAAAAAAAGAGAGACACGCUGGAAGCGAAAGGGAUUCACGAUCUUGCACGGUGACCAUGACGUAUGCGGGAUCGUGUUCGAUGGUGAACGAGUCCUCGUUCUUUUCUUCGAAGUGAAGAGCAACGUGCGAACAAACGAAAAGUACCAACUCGGGAAUCUCGUUGGAAAAGCUGAAGAACAGCUCAAGAAGAGUGAAGAGAUUUUUCAUCAGAUCGUAGGAAGAACGGCUUUUACUCAUACUUUUCUCUGCAGCUUUCUGGUCGUCCCAUACAUGUCGAGGGACUUCGUCCGCAAAACCUUGAAAUGCAAACCUCAUUCCCUUUGCCAUGAAAAAACUAUCACAGAGGACGAUCUGGAGACGAGAGACGCCUUCAGGGUAUUCCUUGAAAAACAUGGCAUCACUCUCACGAGGCAAAAGACAACAACUGAAGAAGCUAAAAAGUGCUAUUUGGAUGUGAUGAGUACAUACGUUGCAGCCUCGGCAUCUGUGGAGGGUAUGCCAAGAACAAUGGAAGAUCUCCACCAGAACAUCCAAGAAAGAAUGAAAAGAGCCUUGGUUCUUCUCACACCUCAACAAAGACAGAUUUUGGAUGAUGACCGGUCUGUUCUCUUCUUGGCCGGAGGGCAAGGUACGGGAAAGACCUAUCUGCUUCUCGGAAGAGCCCAACAAUUAGCAGAAAUGGGGGAAAAGGUCGUCAUCGUAAACAUGUCAGCGGGAGAGCUGACUCGGAAAAUGACCGACUGGUUGGAUUCGCCUAAGUUCCAUGAAUUCAAGGACAAUAUAACAGUCAUGGAUUCUUCGGAGUUUCUUGGCGGUGAACGACGAGGGAUAGACCUUCUUUUGGAGAAAAUCAAUGAUAAAAAAGACAACCAUGUUCUCAUUGACGAAAUGCAGAUCAACUUCGACACGGACGGGAGGGAUCCGGUGGUGAUCGGACGAAAAUGGAAAGCCCUCGCUGAGAAAAAGAACUGCAAAAGCCUUUGGAUCAGUUGGCGUCCCAGCGAUGCCUCUUACUCCGAGACCCUCGAUAUCCAAAGUGUUGUGGAUUCCUUGGGGCGAGAAAAAGUGGAACUACUCACGGAAAUUAAACGAAGCACGAAGGAACUCGGGGAGUUUGUGAUAGAAGUGACCCAAUUCAUUCACAAGAGGCUUCCGUGCUUGAUGUACCUCCCGAUGCAAGGCCUGGAAUAUGUAUUCCAUCACAGUGGUGAUCUGGGUGAAGAAAAGGAAAUACCUCGAGUUGUUUUCGUCCGAGCUCCUCCGACUGACAAUGAGGUUUACUUAUGGACAUCAGAGGCUGCCAUGGCUAUUCAAUCAUGGAUUCCGGAUUCCCGAAUCCUCACCAUCGUCACUAGGAUAAACCAGGAAAGGAAUGCCUUGGUGCGUGAACUUGAAAUUGAACUGGGACAAGAAGUCGCCUUCCUCGACGAGAAAGGGAAACUUCGAGGACACCCCCAACCCCGAUUCCUCGUCUUCUAUCAAAAUCAGGUGACUGGGAUGUCGUUCCAGAAUCUCAUUCUCUUGGAUGGUGGAGAGAACACCUAUUGGUCUUGGUCUCGUAUGGUGGGGAUGGCUCUUGAGUCCCUCCACGUGAUCACGUCAGACCCACUCCCCUCCGGUCACUGGGAAGAACCUGCAGAAAUGGGACUCAUCUCCUGCUGCUCUCUCAGAAAACCCAAGAAGUCAUCUUCUGGUGUUUCUUUGGCUCCACUCGAAGAGAGUUCUCAUGCGGAGAUUUCGUGGAGCACUUUCCCGGAAGAAAAGACUCCCAGUUUACCCGGUGCCGAAUGCAAGUUCGAACUACUCUUCGGACCGAAUCGUUCUGGCAAAACUGCAUUUCUUUUCGAUAGACUGAAGAGAAAAAUGGAAGAGGAAGACGAGGAAAUGCGGAAGUCUAAGGACACUUCAUCCAGAUGGAAAACGCCGGUAGACCGCAAAGAAGACGAAAGUGGGGAGCGCAAGCAUCGGAUUAUAUUCGUGGACUGCAGCAGAUGCAACAGAAAUCUCUAUCCUCCUCGCCUCUCUCUGGUGGACGUGAAAGAGAGGAUGAAGAAGAGAGAAAUGUUGAAUUUGGUCGAGGUCUACGAUGUCCACGACCUCAUCCAGCAGCACGACCUUCAAGCAAAUAUGUCUCUUAACCCCCAGGUCAUUAAAGAACUUUUGGUGAAGAUGCUAGAGAAGGGCAUGAAUAAAAGACAAAGACUUCAUGUAGCCUUCGACGAUCUACCCGUUGGACGUGGAAGACCUGGAGACACGGAUAGUUUGAGGGUGGAAUGGGAGGAGAUCAUCUCUUCACUCUCGUCCCAUGCCUCUCUCGCUUCUCUCACCAUUGCCUUCAAUCCCUAUAUAGGAUAUGACACGAUCAACUUCGACGUGAAAAUGUUCAAGAAGGAAUUCCACCUCCCUCCACAAACAAACUGUCAUUCUUUUCAAAAGGGAAAUUUUGUGGUGCUCGUCUCGGACGAAGAGAUUCGGGGAAUCUUCACGGAUGCUUUCGGAAUGAUUGGUUCGAAAGAUGGGUCGACGACGAGGGAAGCACCACAGAUCUAUCGAGUGGAGGAUUACCGAGGAUGCGAGAACUCCGGCGUGAUGUGCGUGGGGGUCGAGGACGCAUGGAUGGUGGAGGGGAUCUCCCGAGCCAUCCAGACUCUCUGCAUCGUCGACGGGGGAACUUCUGCUGCAGCACAGAAUCGGAUGGGCCUCUGGAUGGAGAUGGAACGAAGGGGCCUCCUCCUCCAUCGCGCUUUACUGUCUUCCAACGUCCUUCAAUCUCUAUCGGAUGAUGAUUGGAGAGCAUUAAAUGGAAAAAGCCUCUUUCUAAAGAUCCCAAAGGAUACGGGAACGGAUGAAGAUGCAAGGAGAGAGACUUCUUCUCCAGAAGGGGCAACAAGGAUUUUCGCCAUGGCGCAAGGUCGAGACGGGCGAGGCGGGAUGUGGGAAGUCCACAAGAACACUCUCUGGGUCUAUGAAUCUUAUUACUCAUCGAACUUUUUCGUCGCCCUCUCCGGCAUGUUGAUCCAGGGGGUAAGGGGGGAAAUCCGGAUUCUUCAUCUGGAGGGUAAGGAUCCCCGUUCGGCCCCUCACGGAUGGGACCACAAACUCCGCAUCCCCUCGACUUUUAACGUUGAGAAGACGACGGGGGUGGGGAUCCGGGAAUCUCUUUUUCUCUUGGGAGGGGAGAGAAAUCCCCGCGAAGGACACAGCCUCGAUCUCCACAGUUACAAAUGGAUGAAUCUCCCUCUGAUGACCCAGGGGAGAUUUGACGCAGCUUCGUUGAUGUUGGACCCCCACACCAUCCUCGUCUUGGGGGGGGGAGACCCCCAGAAGAAAAUAUUUCUCUCUAGCUGCGAGUGUUUGGACGUUCGAGUCGGUCAGUGGUCCCCAUUUCCCCUAAACAUUCCCAUUCCCGUCAGUUGUCACGCAGCCACCAUCUACGACGAUCAUAUAUACAUCUCUGGGGGAUUCGGCUAUUCGGAAUCUGUGGGUGCGGUGUGGAGAUGCAGGGCGAAUGGGGAAGGCCCCAUAGACACACUUCCCUCUUUACGAAAAAACAGAUAUUCACAUGGGAUGAUGGGAUUUGGCAAGGCUGGACUCCAAGUCAUCGGCGGGAGAUAUCAAAAGGGAUCAAAGGAUGAAGAGGUUAUUUCGACGGAGACGCUGACCCUGGAUGGCGGAGAAUGGAAAAUCCAACAGGAAGUUCCCUUCAUUAAUGGCGACGAAGGCGGAGCGAUCUCUCGUCGGCCGUCGACGUCUUCACGCCUCGAUCUGGAAGAAGCUGACCCCGACGGACCCGAAUUCCAUUUUUUGACUCCCGGGGCGAACAGGAAUUUGUUUUCCUCUCGCGACGACCGAGACGGAUGCGUCACGUCGUCGCUGCGACGAAGAUGCGACGAUGUAUUCCCGGUGGAGCAGGAAGGAAUUUCCCCGUUUUCGGCCGGUCCCCGCAAGCCCUUCUUUGGAACGGCGCAAGAAUCGUCGGACGACGUGAAAAUUAAAUGGAUGUCCAUCUCGGCUUUCGAGGAGAAAGAGGAACAUUGCGGUCACAGUGGAAAACACCUGCUUUCACCAGAUUUUUCUCGUCUCCUGCAUCGCGGAGCAUAG